AUGUUGCUGGAUUUCCGUGCAUUCAAUGGUUAUUCGAUCAUGAAUACCUUUUUCCAGCACAAGGAGAUUCAUAAAUACACCUGGGAAGACACAAAACGAGGACUUAAGUCAAUAAUUGACUUUGUCCUUGUUCCCGGUGUUGAUAGAAGAAUUGUCCAAGACGUUCGAGUUUUUAACAGUGCUGAACUGUCAACUGAUCACCACCUGCUCUUUGCAAAAAUUAACCUCAACGAAGAUCCUCCCGCUCUACCUAAGGGUAAGAGCAAAGUGCUUAAAUGCAUUAGGUGGGAGAGUCUCAAGAAGAAAGACGUUGAGGAAAAAUUUGUGAAGGGCAUACAGGAAAGAUUUGAACAAAUUCCACAGUCUCCUUCUGACAUAGAGGCUGAAUGGGCCUGCUUCCAAACAGCCAUUUUGUCCUCGGCUACAGAAGCUUAUGGCGUUAAGCGUAUUAAUGUGACGAACAACGUGAAACGGUCAUCUUGGUGGGGAACACCGGGAGUAAAGGGAGCCGUUGGAGAGAAAAAGAAGGCUUACAAGUUGUACAUACAACGUAAGGAUUCUUAUUCUCGUGAUCGUUAUGUUGAAGCGCGAAAGGCUGCAAAGCUCGCAGUUAAAGCCGCUAGAGAGGAGGCGUGGAAAAAGUUCGGUGAAAAGCUGGAGCUCGACCACAGGAUGGCAAACAAAACUUUCCGGCAAACAGUCCGAAGACUCCGAGGGAAGAGAAGCAAUUCCAUCCAAAGAGUAAAAUCCAAGGAAGGAACUCUUUUGACCAAAGAGGAAGAGGUCUUAAGUCGCUAG
Molecule: messenger RNA, 798 nt
Organism: Phlebotomus papatasi
Lineage: Eukaryota; Metazoa; Arthropoda; Insecta; Diptera; Psychodidae
Exons: 1
Coding region: 1-798 (265 amino acids)
Source: RefSeq, a predicted model, not a curated record